Strongylus vulgaris is the source of this 312-nucleotide messenger RNA. The record is from the annotation of a GenBank genome assembly. NCBI's taxonomy places the organism in Eukaryota, Metazoa, Nematoda, Chromadorea, Rhabditida, Strongylidae.
AUGUUUCAUGUCCCAUUAAAGGCUGGUUGGUCCAGUAUCGACGAAGACUACAUACGUGUACAUAAAUUUCUUGAUUCUCGAUUACUUUGCAGAUACAACGAUAUCAUUUGCAUUGAUGCUACAAGAGUGGUUCUGAAAGAUCGCCCUCCAGAUGAUGAUUAUAUUCAUGCCAGCUGGAUGACAAUGCCGGAUGGCCAGAAGUAUAUAUGCACACAAGGACCACUUCUGGAAUGCCUUGAUGAUUUCUGGCAUAUGAUCACGUCAGAGAAAAGUAAAGUUAUAGUAAUGCUGUGUAAUUUUAAUGAAGGUUAG